Messenger RNA from Pan troglodytes (chimpanzee), 2538 nucleotides. It is a transcript of the gene MEOX1, whose product is annotated as mesenchyme homeobox 1. The record is from RefSeq and is a predicted model, not a curated record. The coding region runs from base 425 to 979 and encodes 184 amino acids. Lineage: Eukaryota; Metazoa; Chordata; Mammalia; Primates; Hominidae. Gene Ontology annotation, cellular component: nucleus. The transcript has 2 exons. Gene Ontology annotation, biological process: positive regulation of transcription by RNA polymerase II; somite development. Gene Ontology annotation, molecular function: RNA polymerase II cis-regulatory region sequence-specific DNA binding; DNA-binding transcription factor activity, RNA polymerase II-specific.
UUUAAAAGUGUGUCCCAGCAGCCCUGGUCCAGCCCUCUGCAGGCAUUUGCUCUGGGCUCCAGGACGAACUCCUCGUCAGCUGGUGCGUCUGGGUUGGGACAGUGAAAAUGUUUAGUGUCAUUGGCGACAAAUACACAUACAGGGGAUCCCAGUAGGUAGGCUGGUGCACUGGAGGGGCAGGAGCAAGCCCGACAUAGGUGUGUGCACACACAUAGGAGUAGCUGGCCACAUGUGUGUGUACUUUAAGGAGAGACUUUAGUUUUGGGGUUUUUUUGUUUUUUUUUUUUUGGUUCCUGGGGUAAAUUUUCUGUUGAACAUUUUCCCCUCCUAUUUAGUUUUUUUCUUUUGCAUUUUUAAAAAUUUGAACAUAAAAAGUAUAAACAAUCAAAUCUUUGAAAGGACCGAGGCGUGCAGCGGACAGCAGAUGGAUCCCGCGGCCAGCAGCUGCAUGAGGAGCCUCCAGCCCCCAGCCCCUGUCUGGGGCUGCCUUCGAAACCCCCACUCGGAAGGCAAUGGGGCCUCAGGGCUACCCCACUACCCGCCCACCCCGUUCUCCUUCCACCAGAAACCAGACUUCCCGGCGACAGCGACGGCAGCGUACCCUGACUUCUCAGCCUCCUGCCUGGCAGCCACCCCACACAGCCUGCCCCAGGAGGAGCACAUCUUCACUGAGCAGCACCCCGCUUUCCCACAGUCCCCCAACUGGCACUUCCCUGUCUCAGACGCCCGGCGCAGGCCCAACUCAGGCCCGGCAGGGGGUUCCAAGGAAAUGGGGACCAGCAGCCUGGGCCUGGUGGACACCACAGGAGGCCCAGGCGAGGACUACGGGGUGCUUGGGAGCACUGCCAAUGAGACAGAGAAGAAAUCAUCCAGGCGGAGAAAGGAGAGUUCAGGUCAAAGUGUGGUUCCAGAACCGAAGGAUGAAGUGGAAGCGUGUGAAGGGAGGUCAGCCCGUCUCCCCCAAUGGGCAGGACCCUGAGGAUGGGGACUCCACAGCCUCUCCAAGUUCAGAGUGAGAUUCUGCAUGGAGGAAAAAUGACUAAGGACUGAGCCCCCUACCCAACUACCCCCACCCCAAUCCCACCUUCACCCUCUUCCUUCCCCAGCCAGGGCAGCCUCUCCACAUCUUUCCCUGACUCUUGGAUAUGAAACUGCCCAGCAUUCCUGGGAGUCUUAGGAUUUUCUGGGAAGUUCUGUCCAGCCUCUUAGCAGCCUCUUCCCUAGGGCCUUUGCUCCCACACUCUCAUGGAAUCAGACAGAGAUCCUACCGGGCCGGAUGAAUCUGGAAACAGCUUCAGAGAUACUGCUUCUCAGCGUCUCUUGGCUGCCACCCAUGCCUCCUCCUACCGCCAUUCUCCUAGGUCAGCCAGGCCUCCUCCUGGUCUGGACACCACCUGGCCUGGUGGGAGAGGAGCUUUGGAACCAGCUGGCGACUCGGAAAGUAAAUGCUUCAAAAGGAAGGAAAUGACAGAGACACACGCCCUUGCCCACCUUCCUCUGUAGGCUGCACAUCUGAGGCUUUGGGGCCCCUUAGUUGUCCCGAAACCCCAAGAAAAAUCAGAAUGAGGAGAGUCAAGGACAGCAACUCAGCUGCUGCAAGCCAGAAACACAUCCCUGUCUCCAAAUUUGUUGGCUAAGUGGAGACACUUCUGAGCACUGACUAAAGAAGACAGAAAAAUAGCCCGAUGUAGGUUUCGGUGUCCCCAUAUAGGCCCGUCCACACAGGCUUGACUGGGUGGACAAGAAUGAACCCAUGACAGCACCUGCUGCUUCAAAAUCAAAAUCAAUUUAGGGAUACAGCAGGGGCUGUUGGGCUGUGCUCCAGAGAAAAGGAGCAGCUACUCCUUUUAAAUCCACGAUUUCUGGAUUGAAAACCUCUCCAGAUGCUGAGUUGUUGGGCUGAACAACUAGGGGCUGAAAACAACGUAGAGGCUGGAAAGUGUCCCCUGCAUUCUGGAGGGGAGGGGAGAUAAUAAGGAGGGCUGCUGGGUGAGGGCCUGGAGAUGUGGAACCCUGGAGUGGAAGGUUCUCCAGUGACAGUGUCCUGUGACUGCAAAAGGGGACAAGAAAAUCCCUCUUCCUCCAUGGGAUGGAUUUAAGCUCUUGCUGUGUGUUCUACAAAUGUUGUUAUUGUGGGAGGAAAUGCUAGGUUUUUGUGUGUGGACUGCCCAGACCUCAGCCAGGUCUUCAGGAGAUGACAUUUGAGGACUGAUGGCCAAAGAGCAUGGGGGACUGAAGCCCUGGCUGCCUCAGCGCUCUGUCUCCCAACACCAGCUGGUGUUGCAGAGGGAGGUCAACUGUGAGUUUGGAUCUCUUGUAUGCAGAUGUAAUCAUUCACAUGUAAAAAUAACCCCACCUCCCCACCCCAAAAAGGGCAAGAGCUGUGGAAAAUGAUUGCCAAAUGAGAUGGCUGGUUAGAGCAUGAUUUUUUCUAAAGCAUACUUCAUAUAUUUUCUUAAGAUUACAUCAAGCUAAUUGUGCAAGCUCAAUUCACUUUGUAAGAAAACUCUCGGAGAAAUAAAAUCAAUAAAAAGCAAA